AUGGAGAAGGUGGCACAGUCUUUGUUGCCGCUUCUGACACCUCAAGAUGCCGUCUCGGACAUGGUCAGCUCAGAAGGCAACAUGAUGAUGCCCGGAGUGGACUUGUUCACCCGCUUCUCAGCUGAGUACCUGUUUUUGAGUACCCAUAGGUAUCAGGAGGCUCUGGCUGCAGAGGUGCUACGGCCUGGAAACCAUGUGAUCCAUCUUCAAACAGGGGCCGGCAAGACUCUCAUAGCCUUCCACCUGAUUUUGGAGGCCCUGGAACGGCAUCGCGGGAAGUUGGCGUAUUUCCUUGCCCCCACAGUGCCCCUGGUCAGGCAGCAGCAUGAAGAUUUUCAGACAGAGGACAUCGUUGGAGGGCAUUUGAGCACAAUAUCUUUGAUCGUUUUGGACGAGGUGCACCAUGUCGUGGCCAAGCGGGGGAAUGGUGGCCAUGACUACUCGCACAUCGCGGCGGCUUAUUCUAAACAGCCGCGUCUGCAGCGGCCGAAACUCCUUGGCUUGACGGCUUCGCCUGCUGAAAGUGUGGAGCAGACGAGCAGGCUGCUGCAGCGCCUGGAAGCCCAGCUGGUGCAAGUGCCGGAGGAGUUGGGAGCAGAGCUUCGGCAGCAGGUGCCCUCAGCGGUGCUGGUGAAGGAGGCUGUCGCUUGCAGCGAAGCGUUCCGUGCCUUCAUGGCUGCAGCAGAGACCCGACGGAAAGAGCUGCAAAGGGUGCAGUCUGCGCUGUCGCCUGAAAGCAGUGAGUUCUUCCAGGUAACAACUCAGAUGAAGAGAGUCGCCGAGCUUGCAGCGCAUGUUCGAUGCUUCGGAUGGGACCCAACAGCUUUUCCGGAGAUCGAGAUGCCUGAAGUUCCUGCAGAACUGAAGCCAAGAUGGGACCAGCUGGUAAAGCACUCCCGAUUCGGGCUUUCUCCUUGCUUUAAUUGCCUGCUGUCCCUUCUUCAGCAGCCUGAUUCUGGUGAGUUUCGUUGCAUCGUGUUCGUGGAAACACGAAACACUGCAAGGAACAUGGUAAGAGCCUUGAGGUCGGUAGCUGCCCGCAGAGCUGAGCUGGGCUGGCUCUUGCCUACCUGCCUAGUGGGCCAUAACAAACGAUGUGCUGAAGAGGAGGACACCAUGACCAUUGCGCAGCAAACUGAGAUUCUGGAGAACUUUCGUCAGGGAAAUGCCAACGUUAUGGUGGCAACCUCCGUUGCAGAAGAAGGGAUUGAUAUCCCUUGCUGCAACGUCGUUGUGCGACUGGAGCCUGCUCGGACGGUGAUCAAGUUCAUUCAAGCUCGGGGACGAGCAAGGUAUCCGAACAGUCGAUAUGUGGUCAUGUGUUGCGAUUCCGAGGAGGAGAGGCUUCUCGCGGAGGUCGAGGCGCGGGGAUCCGCGCUGCAGCAGCAGCUUCGGAGUCUGAGUCCAUCCCCGGCAGCCGUGAAUUGCUGGAGCACCCCGGGCCCGGCGGCACUGGAGCCGAUCUUGGCCUUCGACCCGGCAGCCCGCGCGCGCAAGGACUUUCCGAGCGGUCUGCGAGUUAAGCUGGAGGAGAUGGUGGUUGACAUCGACACCCUAAUGCCUACUCAGGCCACCGUCCGUAAGACUUUUUCUGAUGGCCGUUGUGUCCUGGAGACCAUGGUUCGGCUGGUGCAGCGCCCGGACGACAUCCCAAAGCUUCCGCUGGUGUGGGUUUGCAAGGGGCGUGCGAAGUUGCUGGGCAGGCGAUCUCCUGUUUCGGAUCCCGCGAAGGAGAUCUGGCUUUCUGCAGAUAAUCGCCGCUGCUUUCUUCUUAAAGUUAUUGCCCCGUUGUGUGAUCAUCACCGCGUGCGCGUUGUCAGAAUGGAAUGGACGGAUGAGAUCGAUGCCAAGCUGAAGCAGUGCCCUCAAACCGAUGCCUGGGCAACGGACCUGAAGAGCAUUGAGCGCGUCCGUCAGGAAGUUCUCGACAGGCUCACAGGCGUAGAGCGACCUCUGAAGUGCCAGAAGCAUGUCGACUCCAAGGGCUUUAAUGCCAACGAAGAUUACGUGUCGAAGCUGAACUUGCACAUGCAGAAACAAAGUCGGCCACAUGCAAAACAGUCGGUCGCGGACUACGAGGAGCUUCCUCGCAGCAGUGGGUGCCACAUCGGCAGUUUCUCGUACCGGGUGCUUGUUAAGAACAGGGUCUUUCAUGGAGACCCCCAGCCAAAGGUCAAGGCAGCCAAGCAAGCUGCCGCUUAUGAUACCCCGCAAUUGAAGGAUGCAGUGCUCUUUGUCAUCGAUGCCUCCAGCAAGGACUGCCUCAAGCCGCUGAAGCCCGAUGGCCGUUGCCUGCUGGCCGAGACUUGGGUGUCGCAGUUUGACUCGCGCAUUUUCCUCUUCACGUGCAACGAUGCGCCUUCUGCAGCACGGGAAGAGCUGGCGGCAGCACGUACCCGCGUGCAGGAUCUGAUGGAUAUGGGUGUGGUGGUGGAGUUCUUCCCCCUGCACUUCCCCGAUCAGGACCCGUGUAGCUAG
Molecule: messenger RNA, 2478 nt
Organism: Symbiodinium necroappetens
Lineage: Eukaryota; Dinophyceae; Suessiales; Symbiodiniaceae
Source: the annotation of a GenBank genome assembly